This is a messenger RNA of Beta vulgaris subsp. vulgaris (sugar beet), 381 nucleotides long. RefSeq lists its product as uncharacterized. The transcript is spliced from 3 exons. The record is from RefSeq and is a predicted model, not a curated record. The coding region runs from base 1 to 381 and encodes 126 amino acids. NCBI's taxonomy places the organism in Eukaryota, Viridiplantae, Streptophyta, Magnoliopsida, Caryophyllales, Amaranthaceae.
AUGGGGGGAGUGUGGGAAUUGUUCUACACUCCUACACAAGCCUACUGUGACGGCGGUAGUGUCCUUAUAAAUUUUGAUAACUCAGGUAGGCGGAAGGCUCCGUACGAUCUUGGGGAUGAGGGAAAUGAGAAAGAUGGGGACCCUAAUAGAAAUGAGCCUGCGGAAGGGGAUCCGAUUGAGGAAGAGCCUAAAGAGGAGGAAGAGCCCAUAGAAGAUGAAGAGGAGCCUAUUGAGGAAGAGGAGCUUAUAGAAGAAGAGGAAGAAACUCUGGAAGAAGAGGAACCCAUAGAGGACGACGAGCUUAUUGAGGAUGAAGUUGACAUGGAAGAAGGAAUAGAGGAUCCUGACGUUAAUAAGGCUUGCAUGCCGAAUAAUGAGUAG